Molecule: messenger RNA, 978 nt
Organism: Helianthus annuus (common sunflower)
Lineage: Eukaryota; Viridiplantae; Streptophyta; Magnoliopsida; Asterales; Asteraceae
Product: vacuolar protein sorting-associated protein 22 homolog 1
Exons: 7
Coding region: 99-854 (251 amino acids)
Biological process (GO): protein transport to vacuole involved in ubiquitin-dependent protein catabolic process via the multivesicular body sorting pathway
Cellular component (GO): ESCRT II complex
Source: RefSeq, a predicted model, not a curated record
UUUAUUACAUCUUCACGAAGACAACUUAUUUAUAGAAAUUGCAAUCCUGAAUUCUUCUUCUGUCAACAACAGAAAUCAUCAUCGAACGUUGAUCGGAGAUGAGACGACGACCAGGAAUUGGCGGUUUACAAACUGCCGCCGCUGCUAGGGAUCAAUACAGACUAUUGGGAGAGAAUGUCGCCAAAUUACGAACCGAUCUUAUGAAAGAACAACUCUCCACUUUUCGUUCUCAGUUAGAAGACUUUGCUCGCAAACACAAGAAUGAUAUCAAGAAGAAUCCUGCUUUUAGAUCACAGUUUCAUGAGAUGUGUGCUAAAGUAGGUGUGGAUCCACUAGCGUCGAAUAAGGGUUUUUGGGCUGAGCUGUUGGGGAUUGGUGAUUUCUAUUAUGAGCUUGGGGUGCAAAUUGUUGAUAUUUGCUUGGCUACUAGACCGAUUAAUGGUGGUUUGAUUAAUUUGGAGGAACUCUGCAAGAUGCUAAGUCAGAGAAGAAAAGGUGCUCGUGAGGCAGUCUCGGAAGAUGAUUGCUUGCGUGCAAUUAGUAAACUAAAGGUGUUAGGGAGUGGUUUUGAAGUCAUUACUGUUGGAAAAAGAAAACUUGUUCGUUCUGUCCCAACUGAAUUGAAAAAAGAUCACAAUGAAAUACUGGAGUUAUCCCAGGCUCAAGGUUUUGUGACAGUUGAAGAAGUAGAGAGGCGUCUAUCGUGGUCCACUGGGCGUGCCACUGAUGCCCUUGAAACUUUAUUAGAUGAGGGCCUUGCGAUGAUUGAUGAUGGCCACAGAGAUGGCAAACGGCGUUAUUGGUUCCCUUGUGUGUCUUCUGUCUCUUCCUUUGUGGCAUCUGAGACUCUUUGACUUUCUUCUGGUCAACUGUGUAAUCUCAUGUGUGUAAUCAUUAAAAAUAUUCAGUGUGCAAUGAACAAAUUGGUGAACUUUAUUUACCUUUCGGUAAAGUCAAAAGUAACUUUUAGAUACCAAA